AUGUUGAAAGGUGAUCUUUUUCGUCGUCGUCGUCGUUGUCGUCUUGUUCGUUGGUUACGUCUUUCAUCUUUGUUUCGAUCUUAUCCCAUUUUGUUAGCUGUUAUUGUAUCAUUCAGCGUAUUCAUUUAUUUACAAUUUUUACUAAUAAAUUACAUUUUUUACUAUAAUUUUUCAAAAUCGAAUAAAACUCGUUUGUAUCCUGAUAGACCAUUGACUCUAAAUGUUCAUUCGUUUAACGUUUGUCAUCCAACACAACUAAAUAUUGAAAAACUCAAUCGAUAUUAUCAUAAGACAUUUGAAAGAGAACAACAACAACAACAACAAUGUAUUCUCAUUGAGAAUUUAAAUGGUGGACAAUGGUGGCACUAUGUUAGUCAUGAAUUUGCUGAAAUUCUAACACAUCUAUAUUCAAUUGGUAAUCAAUCAAAUAUUAUCUAUCGUCCAUUACCAAAAUAUUCUAGAAUAGUAUUAAGUACUAAUUUCACCCAAUGGUUCAUGACUGCAUGUGGUGGUGAUCAACUACCACUUGUUGUCGUUUUAUGGGAUGUCAAUUUUAAAGUAUGGUUAACUAUGAAACGUCAAUGGCAUGACAUAACGAGAAAAAUCUCCUUCAUUUUAUUUAUCGAUGAUCUUCAUUAUAUAUCAGAUGAAAUGUAUCAAAAUAGACAAUUUAUCUUGGACAACGUACAAGAGAUAUUAUCCACCUAUGCGUAUUCAAUACAUAAUUAUUAUUUAAACAUAAGUUUAUCAAAACUAACGUGGUUUCCACAUUCAGCAUCAUCGUUAGUGCUACAUCAAACAAAAUCAGCAAUUAAUGUAACCGCGCAGAAAAUGAUGUUCGUCAGCGGUGCUAAUAUGCAGCCAUGGUAUCCAUGUCGAUUUAGAGCAUUUCAAUUAUGUAUGCGCAAAAAUUUAGUUGCAUGUUUAAGACAUCCUGGCUAUGGUUUAUUGGCAAAUCAUAGUCGCAGUGCGCACGGUGAACGAUAUUCUGAUUAUAUGAAAAAAUACGUGUUUGGUUUAGGUACAUGUCAAUCUGUACAUUAUGCAGUUGCAAAAUUAUUUGAAAUACCAUCAAAUGGUUUAGUAUUAAUAACGACAAAAGAUAUGGAACAAAUAUUACAACAAUUAGGUUUAAUAAAAAAUGAACACUAUUUAACAAUCAAUUGUACAGAUUUACCUAUUUUAAUUAAUGAAAUUAAACAUAUUCAAACAAUUCCCGAUGAUGAACUUUUGACUAUUCGGCAAAAUGGACAACAAGUUGUUCAUGAACGUCAUUUGACAAUACAUCGUGCACAAUUAUUACACGUUAGAAUUGUAGCGCAUGCACUAUUAGCUUAUAGAAAACAAAAGCGACAAUUAUCUUCUAGGGAGUCAAAUGAUGAAGAAUUUGAAUCAUCAUCUGAGUUUGAUGAUCAAGAUUUAUGGGAAUGGGGCAGAAAUUGUUAA
This is a messenger RNA of Didymodactylos carnosus, 1446 nucleotides long. The record is from the annotation of a GenBank genome assembly. Lineage: Eukaryota; Metazoa; Rotifera; Eurotatoria; Philodinida; Philodinidae.